Messenger RNA from Vombatus ursinus (common wombat), 678 nucleotides. Its product is annotated as copine-4-like. NCBI's taxonomy places the organism in Eukaryota, Metazoa, Chordata, Mammalia, Diprotodontia, Vombatidae. The transcript has 7 exons. Gene Ontology annotation, cellular component: plasma membrane. Gene Ontology annotation, biological process: cellular response to calcium ion. Bases 1 to 678 code for a protein of 225 amino acids. Gene Ontology annotation, molecular function: calcium-dependent phospholipid binding. The record is from RefSeq and is a predicted model, not a curated record.
AUGAAAGCAGGGACAAUUUCUUAUUUCGAGAGCCAUAACAGAACGGAUAGAAUUCUUGGAGCCAGGGAGAUCCAGAUCCAAGACCUGCCCCCAACACACACUAGCAGUGUGACCACAGUUGACCAGUGUCUCGGAGCUCGCCCACCCCGGGAGCUCUACAGCUCCGCUUUAGAGUGCAUCGUCUGGGAUUGGGACUCCAACGGCAAGCAUGAUUUCAUUGGAGAGUUUACCUCGACGUUCAAGGAGAUGAGAGGAGCGAUGGAAGGGAAACAGGUACAGUGGGAGUGCAUCAAUCCAAAGUACAAAGCCAAGAAGAAGAAUUACAAGAACUCUGGCAUGGUUAUUCUGAACCAGUGCAAGAUCCACAAGAUGCAUUCCUUCUUAGAUUACAUCAUGGGUGGAUGCCAGAUCCAGUUCACAGUAGCAAUAGACUUCACUGCAUCCAAUGGGGAUCCCAGGAACAGCUGUUCACUGCACUAUAUCCAUCCUUACCAACCCAAUGAAUACCUGAAGGCCUUGGUAGCUGUUGGAGAGAUCUGCCAAGACUAUGACAGUGACAAAAUGUUUCCAGCUUUUGGUUUUGGAGCCAGGAUACCUCCAGAGUACACGGUCUCUCAUGACUUUGCAAUCAAUUUUAAUGAAGACAAUCCGGAAUGUGCAGGUAAAAUCACAGUUUAA